This is a messenger RNA of Brassica napus (rape), 1567 nucleotides long. Its product is annotated as chaperonin CPN60, mitochondrial. Lineage: Eukaryota; Viridiplantae; Streptophyta; Magnoliopsida; Brassicales; Brassicaceae. Bases 339 to 1016 code for a protein of 225 amino acids. Gene Ontology annotation, molecular function: ATP binding; ATP-dependent protein folding chaperone. Gene Ontology annotation, biological process: protein refolding. The record is from RefSeq and is a predicted model, not a curated record. Gene Ontology annotation, cellular component: cytosol; mitochondrion. The transcript is spliced from 10 exons.
UGGAGUUGGCUAUGAAGGUAUGUAUGCUUUGUCUUCAGUUAGUAAAUUUGGAAUCGUUCCUUUUUGUAAAUGUUGUGUGAAAGGUAUCUAAUUUGAUUUAUUCAAAUAAAAACUUAUAGAGACAAAGGCCGCUACUGAUUGUUUCUGAAGAUGUUGAAAGUGAAGCUCUUGCAACUCUUAUCCUUAACAAGCUACGUGCUGGAAUCAAGGUUUGUGCCAUUAAGGCCCCUGGCUUUGGAGAGAAUAGAAAGGCCAAUUUGCAAGACCUUGCUGCCCUUACUGGUGGAGAGGUUAUCACGGAUGAGCUCGGCAUAAAUCUGGAGAAUGUGGACUUGGGCAUGCUAGGGACCUGCAAAAUAGUUACUGUUUCCAAGGACGACACGGUUAUUCUUGAUGGAGCCGGCGACAAGACAGCCAUUGAGGAAAGAUGUGAGCAGAUAAGGUCAGCAAUUGAACUGAGCACUUCAGAUUAUGACAAGGAGAAACUGCAAGAAAGGUUGACUAAGCUCUCUGGAGGAGUUGCAGUUUUGAAGAUUGGAGGUGCAAGUGAAGCUGAAGUUUGUGAGAAGAAAGACAGAGUGACAGAUGCUUUGAAUGCCACUAAAGCAACUGUUGAAGAGGGUAUUUUGCCAGGAGGAGGUGUGGCUCUUCUAUAUGCAGCGAGGGAGUUGGAGAAACUUGCAACAGCUAACUUCGACCAGAAGAUUGGUGUGCAGAUCAUUCAGAACGCUUUGAAGACCCCUGUGCACACAAUUGCUUCAAACGCUGGAGUAGAAGGUGCUGUUAUUGUUGGCAAACUCAUGGAGCAAGAUAACACAGACCUUGGUUAUGAUGCUGCUAAAGGUGAAUAUGUGGAUAUGGUGAAAGCUGGUAUCAUAGAUCCUCUGAAAGUGAUCAGGACCGCUUUGGUUGACGCUGCGAGUGUGUCGUCUCUGUUGACAACAACUGAAGCAGUAGUGGUAGAGCUUCCCAAAGACGAAAGCGAGGCAGCAGGUGAUAGACUUCUAUUAUCUUGAGUCUGACGUUGCAAGUGAGAACGCUGACGUGUUUAAUGAGGAAGAGAGCCAGGAGAGCCUUGGUUUAGUUCGGAAGGUUUGCUGUUAGAGACAGCUCGGGAAGAAGUCACAGAUAUAAGAAGAGAAGACGACGAUGAGAGGGGGCAUGCUUUGAUGUUGCUGUAGAUUGACGCCUUGAGUCAUCUUAACCCGAUCGCCAUGAGAUCGGUGACGAAGGUGAAGCUCGCCAUGAAAGCCUAGCCGGAGUCAAGCUCAAAGCUGUUCGUUUAUCAUCUUUGUAAGCACGUUUCUGUUCAAUAAAGGAGUUAGGGAUUUGUAAACUCUAUCGGCAGGAGCUGGAGCAGGCAUGGGUGGUAUGGGAGGCAUGGAUCAUUAAUUACAUCACUAAACUCUUUUAUAUUUUUUUUGGCGCAAUCAUCACGUUAACAUGAGAGAGGAUUAUUGUACGAGUCUUCGAUUAUUGUACGAGUCUUUUGCCUUUGUUGCUCAAUAACAAUAACAAUUGGCAAAUGUAAGGAUACCUUUAGCAUCAAAGUUUUUUGAGGCAUCAA